This is a messenger RNA of Phaeodactylum tricornutum CCAP 1055/1, 900 nucleotides long. RefSeq lists its product with no specific name. Gene Ontology annotation, biological process: protein dephosphorylation. The record is from RefSeq and is a predicted model, not a curated record. The transcript has 4 exons. Bases 69 to 875 code for a protein of 268 amino acids. Gene Ontology annotation, cellular component: cytoplasm. NCBI's taxonomy places the organism in Eukaryota, Bacillariophyta, Bacillariophyceae, Surirellales, Neidiaceae. Gene Ontology annotation, molecular function: protein tyrosine/serine/threonine phosphatase activity.
UACGAGAGUGUUUCGUAGUGUCCAGUUUAGCUUCCUCCGUAUCUAUCCACCCAGAUUGCGUGCGAACGAUGAGUUUGAUUCACCAAGCACCCGUGGUCGUACAAGGGCGCCGACCGGGCCUAUACCUGGGCGGCAAGGCUGACGCCAAAGACCGCGACAAGCUCGAGCGCUACAAUGUAACACAUAUUUUGAAUAUGACGACGAGCAAGGAAGUUAAUAUUAAGGCUGGGGUUCCUAAUUUCUUCGAAUCCUCCGGACGCUUUGUGUACAAGCGCAUCGCCGUACUGGACGCGCCUACCAGUGUAUCCGAUUUGGCGGAGCGGUCGGACGAAAUUGUGGGCUUCAUCGCCAAAGGACUGCAUCACGGAAGCGUGCUCGUUCAUUGCCAACGUGGCGUUUCUCGAUCGACCACCGCGGUACUGCUCUAUCUCAUGAGACGCCUAGGUAUGCCUCUCUCGCAAGCUUUGACGUUGGUGCAACGUCGACGGCCACAAGCGGCACCGAUACCGGCAUUCGUUACCUUUCUGGAAGAGUACGAAGUGGGAUUACGCGAAACAGGGGUAGUUUCGAGUACGUCAAGCGGUGCGAAGCGUCCAGCUGGGGCGGCUCAGCCCAGUGGCCCGACCGCAAAAAGGCCUUUGGUAGGUCCGGUAUUUCGCUGUAGCCGUGACGAUGUUGUGCACGAGGCAGAAAUGGACCAGCGGUCGAUGGAUCCAGAAACAGGGUCGAGCCACAAAGCAGAGAAACUGGAUGGUACUGGAGAGGAAAUCACCGGCAAGAUGGUGGGGCCGAUCGGCCGUCCAGCAUCCGCUAAUGAUGCUCUGAAGGAAUACGUUCCGCGGCGCAUUGGUCCAACGAUGCCGCCUGAACUGUAACUUUUUACUGUUAGUUCUGUCCCCG